UUCCAUGGGAAACGGUACGAGCAGACUCUAUAGUGCUCUCGCCAAGACACUGAACAGCAGCACAGCCUCCCAGCACCCAGAGUAUUUGGUGUCACCUGACCCAGAACAUCUGGAGCCCAUUGAUCCUAAAGAGCUUCUUGAGGAAUGCAGGGCUGUUCUGCAUACUCGACCUCCCCGGUUCCAGAGGGAUUUUGUGGACCUGAGGACAGAUUGCCUCAGUAGCCACCCACCUAUUAGGGUCAUGCAGUGGAACAUCCUCGCACAAGCUCUUGGAGAAGGCAAAGACAACUUUGUACAGUGCCCCAUUGAAGCACUCAAGUGGGAAGAAAGGAAAUGUCUCAUUCUAGAAGAAAUCUUAGCCUACCAGCCUGAUAUAUUGUGCCUUCAAGAGGUGGACCACUAUUUUGACACCUUCCAACCACUCCUCAGUAGACUGGGCUAUCAAGGCACAUUUUUCCCCAAGCCCUGGUCACCUUGUCUAGAUGUAGAACACAAUAAUGGACCAGAUGGCUGUGCCUUAUUUUUUCUUCAAACCCGAUUCAAGCUAGUCAACAGUGCCAAUAUUAGGCUGACAGCUAUGACAUUAAAAACCAAUCAGGUGGCCAUUGCACAGACCCUAGAGUGCAAGGAGUCAGGCCGACAGUUCUGCAUUGCUGUCACCCACUUAAAAGCACGCACUGGCUGGGAGUGGUUUCGAUCAGCUCAAGGCUGUGACCUUCUCCAGAACCUGCAGAAGAUCACCCAAGGAGCCAAGAUUCCUCUUAUUGUUUGUGGGGACUUCAAUGCAGAACCAACAGAAGAGGUCUACAAACAUUUUGCUUCUUCCAGUCUCAACCUGAACAGCGCCUACAAGCUGCUGAGUGCUGAUGGGCAGUCAGAACCUCCAUAUACUACCUGGAAGAUCCGGACCUCAGGGGAGUGCCGGCACACCCUGGAUUAUAUCUGGUAUUCUAAACAUGCCCUGAGUGUAAGGUCAGCCCUUGAUUUGCUCACCGAAGAACAGAUUGGACCCAACCGGCUACCAUCCUUCAAUUAUCCUUCAGACCACCUGUCCCUAGUGUGUGACUUCAGCUUCAAUGAGGAACCUGAUGAACUUUUAUAAACACUUGUCUGGGUCUUUUUAAUCACAAUAGUCUUAACCAGGGAUGGUUCAGGAAACAAAUACAGAAUAAGAAAUUGCCUGAGAAAGGAUUCCAUUUCUGUCACUUCACUUUCCAUGUGUGCAUCAUGCCCUUAGGAAAGAAUCUCAUUAGUUCACAAACCUUUUCAAUUAAAACCUAUAGCAAAGGUGUUUGCACUCCAUUUUUGGCUUGUAUUGUUUCCUUUCCAGUAGCAUUACCUUUUGAUCAUUUAAGGGCAUUAAAUUAGGCUUGUUUUGAAUCUCUUUCAGUUUGAGGAUGCUAUAAAAACUCAGACUUGGUUGAGUCCUCCAUAAUUAACAAUAAGUAUGUAGGAGCAAUUUCUCUAGAUAGCAUUUCAAGUUAUUUAUUGGUGGGUUUUUAAAAUGUCAAUAAGAAAUGCAUGCCAAUAUUUAUUUUUUAUAUCUUCAUGUAAAAUUAAGUAAAUGAAUUACAGUAUUAUGAGCAUUUUAGAACCAUGCAAAACUCAAGUUAUAAAGUAUUUUAUAAUUUUCUUAAAGCUUUAAAAUGUUUUCACCUGGGGUCUAAACAAAAUGUGUACAAAAGAACUGUUUAGCCUGCAGGGGGUUUUGUUAUUUAAGUAUCAGAUCUCCUUGAUACAUUCUUCUUAAAUAAUCCUUGCUGUGCCUCCAUGUUCCCAUUAGUGUGUAUCUUGAAGAGAUUCCAAUUAUUUAAUCAAUUAGUUUUCAUUAUUUAAUCACUAUUAUGCAUUUAUACUUUUCCAUUGGAAUAACGUUGGUAGACAUUUGAGGUCACUCAAUAUCAUUAUUUGUAUUGGAAUGUGCUUUUCACAAUAGGUUAUUUAGGAGUUGUUUUGUGGCAGUGACUAAGAAAAUCAGUUGGACUUUGUUUUCAGAGAUGUGAAACUUUCUAGAAAGCCUAUUAACGGGCUGUCACUGAAAUUUCCUAAGACAGCCAGAGAUGACUGUGGUUCAUACAUCUAGAAAGAACAAUGUAAAAAGUUAGGUAACCUAGAACUUUCCAUCAGAAAUAAAAUUGGUAAAGAUAACAGGUGAAGCCUCUUCCAAACAAAAUAACCUAUUGGUAAUAAAUUGAUAAGUAUUUUAAUCCGUGAGUUGUAAAUACUUAAGAUUAAUAAAUGGUCUUUUAAAGCUA
Molecule: messenger RNA, 2255 nt
Organism: Galeopterus variegatus (Sunda flying lemur)
Lineage: Eukaryota; Metazoa; Chordata; Mammalia; Dermoptera; Cynocephalidae
Gene: NOCT
Product: CCR4 carbon catabolite repression 4-like (S. cerevisiae)
Exons: 2
Coding region: 5-1102 (365 amino acids)
Biological process (GO): circadian rhythm
Molecular function (GO): poly(A)-specific ribonuclease activity
Source: RefSeq, a predicted model, not a curated record